GCCGGGGAGCGAUGGCGGCGGCCGGGCCGGGCCCCGGGGCCGGCGGCGCGGUGAAGACGCUGGCCCUGGUGCUGGAGGACGAGGCCCGGCGCGCCGGUGGCGGCGGCAGCGGCUACUGCAGCGGGGACACGGUGUCCGGGCAGGUGCUGCUGGAGCUGGCGGGGCCGCUGCCGCUGCGCGGGCUGCGCCUGGAGGCCGCGGGGCGGGCGCGCGUCGCUUGGAGCGAGAGCCCCGGCGCGGGGCCCGGCGCGGGAGCCUGGGGGGUGGCGGUGCGGCCGCCGGGGCCCGGCCCGCGGAGGGAGGCGGAGGUGCGGUACCUGGACAUCCGACAGAGCCUCCUGAGGGACCCGCCCGAAGGUGAGGAAAACUUAAUUCUUCUAGAUGGAAGACACGAAUUUCCGUUCAGCUUUCAGCUCCCUCAAGAACCUCUGGUGACCUCUUUUACUGGGAAGUAUGGCAGUAUUCAGUACUAUGUGAAAGCCAUCCUGGAGAGGCCUGCAGCUCCUGAUCAGAGUGUGCAGACAGAGCUCCAGGUCAUCAGCCAUAUCGACGUCAGCUCACCAGCCCUCUUGACACCUGUUCUAAGAAGUCAGGAGAAGAUGGUUGGCUGUUGGUUUUUCACCUCUGGGCCAGUGUCUCUCAGUGCCAAAAUUGAGAGGAAGGGAUACUGUAAUGCUGCCAUUUUCCAAACACAAACUUACCUGGCCAGUGGGAAGACAAAAACCUUCCGUCAGAUGGUUGCCAAUGUCCGAGGAAACCACAUUGCCUCUGGGAGUACAGAUACCUGGAAUGGGAAAACUCUGAAAAUCCCACCUGUAUCCCCCUCUAUACUUGACUGCUGCAUUAUUAGAGUAGAAUAUUCAUUAGCUGUGUAUAUCCAUAUUCCUGGUGCUAAGAAAUUGAUGAUUGAAAUGCCUCUGGUGAUUGGCACUAUUCCAUGUAUUGGAUUUUCAAGCAGAAACUCCAGCAUUACCAGCCAGUUUAGUAUGGAUAUGAGUUGGCUGGCAUUGACCAUGCCUGAACACCCUGAAGCACCACCAAAUUAUGCUGAUGUAGUGUCUGAGGAAGAGUUUUCCAGACAUGUUCCUGCUUAUCCACCACCCAUUGACUGCGAGGAACAGUUGUGUUGUCCUGUCUUUGCUUAUAUACAAGAGUUCCGGUUCCAGCCUCCACCUCUUUAUUCAGAGAUUGAUCCACAUCCAACUGAUGUAGAAGAAAUUCAGCCCGUUUCGUUCAGGCUCUGAAGAGGAUUUGUAACAAGCAUCAUUGUGAUGAAUGUCUUAAUCUUUCUGCUGCUUAAGCUGGUAGUGCAGCUAAAAAGGAAACAGUUUUCUUUUUCAAAACUUCAGUUUGUGUACGAGAAAGGCAAAGGAAAAUGGAGGAGGAGGUAUGAGCACGUUUGGUGAUGAAAGAGAAUCUGCUGGAUUAGUCUGCACAGAGGAAUAAUGUGGGAGCAGCCAAGCUUGGGAUACUUGAGAAGUACCUGAAAAUGCUGAAAUGAAAAUGAAUGAAUGAAAUACUGAAUGUUUUCCCAAAAGUGGACACACUACACAAAGUACGAGGAGGAGAUGUAUGGAUCUUCUGAAGAGAAAAGAAUUUAUAUUUUGUUUGGAACACUCUGGAAGAUUGUACAUAAUGAUGUUGAGAACUCUUGUAGUAGAACUUGCGUAGUAGAACAGAAUGUGGGGUAAGAAAACAUUUCCAAAAGAUUCCAGUGUUCAAGGGGCUUCAGCUUUGCACUGUCUGCAUCCAGGAAAGGAACACUAUUAGAAGGUGAAGUCUUAACUCCAGCUUAACUUCGUAUUUCAUGAGAACCUGCCCUUCUCACGACUGCCAAGUGGUACUAUUUCAUCACUCGUAACGAUCCUGAAGGCAUCACGGAUGACAGAGUAGCUAUUACGCAAUACUAUGAAGGCAACCAUUUACUGAGUGAGAGACACAAGUAUGGAAGAGAAGAGUGGACUUUGAUACAAGCUUAUGCACUAUGCUUUCUUUCAAGGGAUUUCUUAAGGGAAUUAUUCUAGCCUCUUCUACUGUGAGUUCUUCUUUUGCAUCUUAAGCCUAUGGAUAGCAUGAUAAGGGGAAGCAUGGCAAGGGAGAAUCCUUCUGCCAACAGCAGGUAUACUUAGCAAAAUGGACAAUACUUAUUUAUUCAAAAGCCUUUAUAAGCCUACCUCUGUUUUGGAUAUUUACUUACGGUCAGAUUUGAGACCAAAAAAAGUCUUGUUAAAGCUCCAGUAUACUUCAAGGUUCUAAAAGGGACCCUAAAUGGUUUCUGUGGUUAGUGAAUGAGAUAAGAGGCGUAGGGAGAGGUGUAAAUAUACCCAGAAUAGACAUAGCUUAUAACUGAAGUGAAAGCAGAUAUCAGGGGAACAAAGUCCUCUGGUAAUGGCACAAAGCUUUUCAUUACUCCUGCAUUUUUGUCUAAAGAUCUAUUGUCAGGGGCUGCACUGGUCAUUUGCUAUCCAUACUAUAUAUGUUGGUGUGUUUCCUUGUUUGUUUUUGCUGUUUAAUUUUGUUUUGGUGCAAUAUUUUAAUGUUUUCUUCCUCAGGUCAUUUAGAACAGUGAGAGUUUGUUGCUGCUAAGAGUGAAGGCACAGCAUUUACGUGCCCUUCUGCUGCCUUCCUUUAAAGUAGAAUGUUUGCUUCCUGCCAAGCAUCAAUUGGGAUAAAUAAACCACCACCAACAAAUCACAGGAGCAGAAACACAGCAUUGUCAGCACGCACGUUUACAGUCCUGUCUUUAAAGUACAGGGGAUUUUGGACUAUUAGAACUACUCCAUAUGUCUUACAGAAGGGUUUGGGGUUAAAACCCGGUGCUUCAUGUGGUAAAACAUUGUACUUUCUGAUAACUACAAAAACAGUAAUUGAGUUUCCUUCAUUUCAUCAGUAACUGCAGUUUAAAGAAAGUUUAAAUGGUUUUUUAUGAAAUCUGUCUUCAUAUAAGAAGCAGGGAUUUUUCUACAGGCAUACACACGUAUAUAUUUUUAGUCUUCUCUCAAGUAUGACUUCCUUACAUUGUCUAAUUUCUAGCACUUCACCUCAAAAUCACUUUUGCAUCAGUGUGAAAGACAGACUGAUGGAGAUCCAUGUUUCCAAACUGCAGUUAUUUUUUUUUCAUUUGCAACAUUAAGUAUUGUCUUCUAUAGCAAAUGCAGCUUUAACCAAAAUUUGAGUGCAUGUUUUAGAAAGGACAUUCUAAAAACAAGUAUUUAAGUCUCAAGAUGUAGCUCUCAUGCCUUUUUAAGUGAGGGCCUGCCCAUACAAUCAAUGCAGGAUUUUCAUUCACAUCACCUGGAAAGGGAAUAAGCAUCUUUUCCUUAAACAGACACCAUUAUAGUUACUUGAAAAGUAAUGUUGCUGUGUAUUAACUUGCAUGUUAAUAAUUCAAAAAAUUAGCUUAAAGAACAUCAGGUGCUUUUUUGGACUGUAAUACCUGAUAGGUGAUGUGUGCUACCUGGUAUAAUCAUGGUCAAGCAAACAAGAGAAUGAAGGGUAAAGAUAUGCUUUUUUUUUUCCUUUAAAAUCUUUGAGUUGUUUUUUUAUUCUUUGCAGAUAAACUGUGGCCUUAGAUUGUUUGCUGCAAAAAAAAAAGUCAACUAUUAUGUGUUUCUUAGGAAGCACACAUGGCCCUUCAAAGGAGGGGUGAAAACAAGAUUAAAUUCUGCUCUCUGGCACUUGGCUUAGUGCAGAAAUUGAUCCUUAAAAAUAAUUACUGUUUGCACAAUAAUAAGUUCAAUAUGCAGGGGCUUUGUUUUGAUAACUGUGAAACAGUUUAAAAGAGACAAAAUAAAAAAAAAAAAGCUGUUUAACAUACAGGAACAUGAUUGUAUUUUGUACUAAUGAAUGAGCCCCAUGGGUUCUUUGUUAAUAAAAGUGUCAAACCUA
Neopelma chrysocephalum (saffron-crested tyrant-manakin) is the source of this 3888-nucleotide messenger RNA. It is a transcript of the gene ARRDC4, whose product is annotated as arrestin domain containing 4. The coding region runs from base 12 to 1244 and encodes 410 amino acids. Gene Ontology annotation, biological process: protein transport. Gene Ontology annotation, molecular function: ubiquitin-like ligase-substrate adaptor activity. Gene Ontology annotation, cellular component: cytoplasm; plasma membrane. Lineage: Eukaryota; Metazoa; Chordata; Aves; Passeriformes; Pipridae. The record is from RefSeq and is a predicted model, not a curated record. The transcript has 8 exons.